UUUGUCGUCGCGCGAUCUGCGAGGCGUGCGUCGCCUUCUGAUGACGCCGUCGACGCGCCAGUAAUGGCUCUCACGCGAAAACCGGUCACCGGAGCGAGAGAGGAAGAUUAUAGGCGACACUCUCCCCGUAUCUGGUCGCUUUCCCCUCGAUGUAUUUGAGGUGUAUCUCCAGGGUUUUUUCAGCGAUGGCUGGACCGAGGCCUGUGGUGAUGAGCGGACCGUCUGGAGCUGGCAAAAGCACUCUGCUGAAGAAGCUGCUCAAGGAGUUUGAUGGCAUGUUUGGCUUCAGCGUUUCCCAUACGACGCGGAGCCCCCGUCCAGGAGAGGAGAACGGCAAAGACUAUCAUUACGUCACCAGGGAAGUGAUGCAGGCGGCCAUAGCAAAGGGUGAAUUUAUCGAAAAUGCUGAAUUUUCAGGGAACAUGUAUGGAACAAGUAAAGCAGCUGUUCAGGCUGUUCAGGCCAAAAAUUUGAUUUGCAUUUUGGACAUUGACAUGCAGGGAGUGAAGAACAUCAAGAGAACCGAUCUCAACCCCAUCUAUGUGUCCAUCCAGCCUCCGUCAAUGGAAACCCUGGAAAAACGAUUAAGGGAUAGAAAAACCGAAUCUGAGGAAAGUCUACAAAAGCGUUUGCGUGCAGCCAAAGUUGACAUGGAAAUAAGUAAAGAGCCAGGUUUGUUUGAUGUGCUGAUUAUCAAUGAUGACCUUGACCUAGCGUACGGGAAAUUAAAAGAUGCUCUUCUUGAGGAAAUCCAGAAGGUCAGAGACACCAGCAAAUCGUAGCACACAUAAUUCCUGGGUUAAAGGUCAGAAACAUGAAGAUUCAACCAAGAAACACUCUGAAAGUCCUUGUUAUUUUUAAAUGUUUUUUUUUUUUUUUUUUUUUUUUACAUUUUUUUAUAAAAAUUGAAGAGAUUGUAGAUUUUAUAUAUCUGUCUAGCAUGUUCACUAAUUGAAUUUUUUUUUUUUUUUUUUCUAUGCUCAUAUUUUAUUAUAACUCAUUCUUUGCUGUUCCAAACACAACGCAGCUUUCCAUUCGCAAUAUUUUAUCAUUCAGAGCUAUUAUGUGCACAUACGAGCGGCGCGGUGCACCUGCUUUCCCUCAAAUAUAAUUGCAUCUGAAUGUCUGACAUCGUACACGUCGAGGAAAGCUUGGUUUCUUAACUAAUACCUAAUUCUUAAAUGAUGGAAAUGGUUGCGUCUCAUCAUGUUCCGCCGAAUACACAUUACAUGCACAUGACUCCGAAUCAGAUUACACUUUGUAAUUAAGGAAUUUUUACUUUAAUAUAUUUAGCAGCUUUGAAAGUUUUAUAGCGUUCAAAGCCGCUGCAGGUUUUGUUUCAGACUCAAGGCAGCUUAUAAACACAGCCAGCAGUCUCUCAGUAGGUUUAGGAGGCAUUAAUGAUGCUUUUAGUCUUAUACAGCUGAUCUUUAGUAGAUUGUUCCAGCAGGUCUGAUCUAUUCAUGUUAAUAUUAAAUGUUUCAAUAUCCAUAUUAUUUGAUGGUCACAUUUAUUCAAGUACUGUAUGUUACUCAUCGUCCAUUGAGUGUGGAAAAAGAUGUAAUAUAAUAACUUGUGAUGUACAGACCUACAAAUGAAACACGAAGUUUAUCAAAAUGGAACAAAGGUUUUCCUAAAAGGGCACAAUUUUAACAAAUCAGGAGCCAAAUGACCAGACACCAGCUGUUUCUGGCAUGUGGAGCGACCUUGUGUACCUUGUGUGUGUGGUUUUUAUUUUUUAACAUCGUGUCAUUCCUUGGUGCAUCUUAAACAUCCCCUUGAAAGAAAUCUGUCAAAUGUUUAUGGUGUCUGUGAAAUCUGAGAAAUGCAGAUAAUGUCUCAAAACAAUGUCUAAACCAAAUGUCACCGUUUUCUUUCUUUUUUUUUUAAUUCUAGAACUGUUUCGAUGUACCGUGCAAGUGUAAUAAAACUGCACCAUUACUGUGA
This is a messenger RNA of Cyprinus carpio (common carp), 1947 nucleotides long. RefSeq names its product guanylate kinase 1a (gene guk1a). Gene Ontology annotation, biological process: purine nucleotide metabolic process. The record is from RefSeq and is a predicted model, not a curated record. Lineage: Eukaryota; Metazoa; Chordata; Actinopteri; Cypriniformes; Cyprinidae. The coding region runs from base 150 to 782 and encodes 210 amino acids. The transcript is spliced from 9 exons. Gene Ontology annotation, molecular function: GMP kinase activity. Gene Ontology annotation, cellular component: cytosol.